AUCUUUACCAUCUCCGAAGAUCGCCAAAACUUGACUUAUUUUCAUUCUACAAAAGCGGUUGGCAGUUUGAAAAGCUUAAUUUACCCCAUAGAUGAUGAAAUAUACUCAGCACUUGAUGCCUAUGUCUUAAUAGAAUUGCCUUGUGAAGAAAGGAUCUGGAAAAUGUUUACAAUGGAAGGAGAACUUUCAGUUAAAAUUGUAGGACUGGAUGAAAUUUACCUCGCUGUUCAUGAUGGGGGAGAUAAAAAAAUAGAUGAAGAAACACUAAAAAAAGAACAAGGUGAAUCUACUAUGUUAUCAGUUCAAAAAGUAGAAAAUGGUGCAUAUUUAAAGGUCAAUAAUGAAGAAAUAUCUCUCAGUAAUGUCUUUGAAAAUCCAGGUCAACCAGAAGAACAUACAGUAGAAGGGGUACGUUUACAAUUGGUAUUCAGGGAUGCUGGAGGAUCUGGCUUCACAGAAAACGCAG
Entrophospora candida is the source of this 466-nucleotide messenger RNA. Lineage: Eukaryota; Fungi; Glomeromycota; Glomeromycetes; Entrophosporales; Entrophosporaceae. The record is from the annotation of a GenBank genome assembly.